This is a messenger RNA of Truncatella angustata, 1185 nucleotides long. RefSeq names its product putative extracellular dioxygenase. The record is from RefSeq and is a predicted model, not a curated record. Bases 1 to 1185 code for a protein of 394 amino acids. The transcript has 4 exons. Gene Ontology annotation, molecular function: oxidoreductase activity, acting on single donors with incorporation of molecular oxygen, incorporation of two atoms of oxygen; ferric iron binding. NCBI's taxonomy places the organism in Eukaryota, Fungi, Ascomycota, Sordariomycetes, Amphisphaeriales, Sporocadaceae.
AUGGUCAACUUCAAGAACUUUGCUGCCUCCUUGGCCGCCUCCUGCAUUAUUGGAGGCGCCAUUGCCCACCCCGGGGAGAUCCAGUCUGCCAAGCAGGUCAAGCGUGAGAUCGAGAAGUACGCUCGAGCUCAACAGAAGGCUGUUCGCUCUAUGGCCAACCUCGCGGACUCGCCCCAAGCCGUGGCUCUAAAAGCUCGGGCUGCUGAGCGUCGCAUUGCUACCGUCGCAGCCCUCCGUGCCAAGCGAGGCAUCACCAGCAAACCCAUGUUCGGCAAGCGAUCCUCCACUGACCUGAACAAGUACUUGUCCGAGUCCCACGAUGCCUCCGACCUUGGUUACACCCUUGACACUCCUCUCGACGUUAUUUUUGGCUCCAAUGCUACUUCUGGUCUUGCUCCUGAGGUCACCAUCGGACCUUACUUCGUCUCUGGUGAAUUUAUCCGCGAAGAUGUCACAGACGGCUAUGCCGGUGUCCCAGUCCACUUGGAUCUUCAAUUCGUUGACAUCAACACGUUCUAUCCUGUCUCGGAUGCGCUGGUCGAUAUCUGGCACUGCAAUGCUGUUGGAGUCUACUCCGGCGUCUCUUCCGGUGGCCAGGGUGGUUUGAAUUCCACCUUCCUGCGUGGUGUUCAGCAGACCGACAGCGAUGGUGUCGUCGAGUUCGACACGGUCUUUCCCGGUCACUACCAGGGUCGUGCUCACCACAUCCACUUGCUCGUUAGCGAGAACUCGACCAUCCUCCCCAACGAGACCUACGUUGUUGGCAAGACUGACCACAUUGGCCAGAUCUUCUUCAACCAGGAACUGAUCACUGAGGUUGAGAAGACCGACCCUUACAACACGAACACCCAGCAGCUCACUCUCACUGCCAACGAUGGUAUUGCUGGUGGCCAGGCCACUGCUGAGCAUGAUCCUCUCGUUGACUACGUGAUACUCGGUGACGACCUUACUGAUGGUCUCUUGGCUUUCAUCACUAUUGGUGUUGACACCACUGCUGACUACUCGGAUAACUACACUCCUGCCGCUCACUACCAGGAAGGUGGAGGUAUCGAUACCGGCAACGGAGGUGGCGGCCCGGGUGGCCCUGGUGGCCCGGGCGGCCCAGGAGGUCCUGGAUUCCCAACUGGCAAGCCUAGUGGACCGGGGUUCCCAUUCCCCACCGGCUCUCCCGUCGCCCGUCACUAG